UAAAAUUAGAAGCACAGCUAAUUAUUACAAGUGGCCUUGGAGAAAACAGUCCACCUUGACCCUGAGCUAUCUGAUCUUGAACUUUUCCAUUUCUUCCUUUUGUUGCUUCUCUUCUAUUUCAUCCAGACAAUACCCACAUGAAAAAUGUUGAAAAUGAAAGUUUCUUUUAACUGAUAUUCAAGAUGUCAUUUAGCUCGGAACUUUAUUAUUUAGAGAGAGAACAUGUAGCUAAUAUUAACGAUGAUCUUGUUCCAUUGAUAUUUAUCUACAGAUUAAAGACACCUGCCCUUCCCUCAUCUGUUGAGGAAGUGCUUCCUGUCACUCAUAUUCUCCAUAACCUCAGAUAAAUCACUGGUAUAAUCACAAUAAGCAUUCUAAUCUUGCCAUGACAUGAUGUUUAGGAAGAAAAAUCUAAAACCUUUUACAUAAAAGAAGUUUCAUAAUCUCAAGCUAUGAAAAGGGGGAAAAGGCAUACUUACCAUAGGUACUUUUUACCAUGAAUUCCCUGACCUUAAUUUGAUUAAAAUCUCAACCUAAAGAUUGCAACAAUAUAGAUUUCUUUAGAGUUUGAUUUUUCAUGUCACUGAACUUUGAAUGAGAAAAACCUCAAUGUGGGGCAGAAAGGGUGGUAAAGCGGAAGGAGAAGUUAAGGACGGAGCCGCUCUGCAGAUCAGUGUUUGAAAGUGAACAGCCGAUUUGACGAGCAGCAAAAACCACAGAAUAUAGUGCCACAUCGUCUUUCUGUUCACUUCGUUUCACACACGAUUCAGGCUCUUCCUACUGUCUUCUGCCACCUCUUUGCUCUUCUUUACUUAUUUCACUGAUGUCACUGAGGUAGGUAACCUGGUCCAAUCCUGAAGAAUUCAAGGGAGGAAGAGAAGUCUACCUGUGAAGUUUUUCUGUCCCUGAUAUGCACAGGAAAUGAAGACGUUGCCUGGCAUGCUUGGAAUUGGGAAAUUGUGUGGGGUGUUCUUCCUGAUCCCACAUCUGGGCAUCUGGAGUAUCAACGGGGAAAAAUCAUGUAAUGAACAACUGUAUGUAAAGAGAUAUUCCAUAUACACUAUCUCAGCAGGGAAUUCAUUUGAUCUGAAAUGCCCUGUGAAAUACUGUACUAACAGACCUAAUGUGAUCUGGUGCAAGCUCGAAGGAAAAAGCUGUUUAUCUCUUGGGUAUAAACUUCAGGGAUACACAAGCUGGAAUGAAAAUGAGAAUAUUUCAGUUUUUAUUCUGCAUUUUAAUCACAUGCUGCCUGGUGACACCGGGUCAUACCGCUGUUCUGCAAAUUUUUCAUCUGGACUUGUUGAAAGCCACUCAGUAACCAUUAAUGUGACAGAAUGGACUAGAAAUAAUUCAGAAUACCCUCUGAUAAAUACAACCAGUGCCUCAGGACCACCCUCCACAGAAAUGACGGAUGAUAGACAAUGGAUGCUUUAUAGUUUGCUUCCUUUGGGGGCAUUGCUUCUGCUCAUUACCUGUUUCUACCUAUUCUGCUGCCUUAGAAGGCACCAAGCAGAACAAAAGAAGCCUUCUGAUACUGCAGGAAGGGAAAUUAACCUGGUUGAUAUUCCCCAGCCCUUUAGGAGUGAGCAAUCAGGAACUUGUACUUAUGAUAAUGACCCCUGGUUCAAGGUCCAGGAAGAGUCUGAAGUUUAUUCUAACCCAUGUCUGGAGGAAAACAAACAGAGCAUUGUUUAUGCCUCCCUGAACCAUUCUGUCCCUGGAAUAAACCCAAGACAAGCAAGGAAUGUGAAAGAAGCACCUACAGAAUAUGCAGCCAUAUGUGUGAGGAAUUAAAUUUGAUCUUGAUCUCCAACAGUGAUCACUGAAUGAUCAGCAUGUCAAUACCAUUAUCUGAGCCCAACAAAAUGUCCAAUAAUAUUCCUUGACCUGAGAAGUUUCACUUCAAGGAGGUUCAUGUUGGUGUUGGGUCUUAAGGGUCCAUAGGACAAGUGACUAAAAUUUCUCCCAAAAUACUGCAAGGGAACUUUUUUAUAUUAUAGCCUUGAACAACACAAAAACCCUCCCCUCCAAAACUGACUGGUAUUAUGAGUAGCAGGGUAGUAGAACUUUUAAACUUAGCUACAUUUUACCCAAUGUACAAAGUUAGUAUAUUUUUUGGAGGAUAAGAGACACAGGUAGGCAAGAGAGAUUUGUGUUAUCUGGAUUAGUUCACUACACUCUCUUGACAAAGAAAGAAUGUCCCAAUUUGACUAACUAACCAUCAACAAAGUAACGAUGGUAUGCUUAUUUCUGGUCAUUCUUCCAUGAUGAGAAAUUUUCCUCUGUCCAUCUCAUACUGGGGUUUCUUAAAUGUAAAGAAGAAAUCAUUUUAGACUUGAUAUAAGAAAAGAAUGGGAAGGAUAAAUGGUGCAAUUAAGAUGUGGAAUACACCAACUAAUGUAGAGUAGAUGUUGCCCAUCCCUGACAAAUGGUUUUAUCGACCCUGUUACACUGCUAAGCAAACACAGGUAGUAAUUGAACUAUUGAUGUGUGGUGCGUUUAUAAACAAAGUUGUGACUCAGUGUUUGGGUCACAUGGACUAAUGUAUAUAAAUGUGACGUAAUGCUGCUAGACUAAUAUACUUGGGGUUGUCUAAAUAAAUAUAAAAAUUAGUGAAAAAAAGUAUCAUCCAGCAAGUGCAGACUGAUAGCUUAAACUGCAUCAUGGCUAACCUGAUAGCAAAUGAAAAGCACAGUUAAUGGAAUAGCGAAAAGUCUGGAAUAUUUCAUUGGCCAAAACAGGUCGCCAUACUUUCAUUAAGCACUUCUGUAUCUUGCUGCUCUUCUUACUAAGGAAUCAGGGCAAAUCAUACAUAGCAAAGUGGUACGCUUUCAUAACAAUUCAUUUUAAAAUACUGUAGUUGCAGCCACUUGAGUCCAGCAAGAGGAGAUGGUUUCAAAGUUUCUGAAUUUCCAGAGUACUUGAGUCUAAUUAUUUCAGAAAUAGCCUACAACUUUAUUCAACAGCUUGAGGCUAUUAGGAUUCUCAGGUGCUGCUACUAAAUAAGGCAAUACACCUCAUACAAAGUGGACAGCAAAGGUUGGGAUCCAUUUGAACAAACAGGUGAGCUGCUGCACAAAUGAAUGUGGGGUGUGUGUGUGUGUGUGUGUGUGUGUGUGUAUAGAAGGAAAACUAAGUGACUUACAGAAAUGGUAAAAAGAGAAACCAACAAAAUUGUUUCAGUUUCCUAAAAAGUUCAGAAUACUAGAAAAAAUGGAUCAUUACAGAAAAUGUACGAAAAUAGUGUUUGAAAUUAUGGCGAUGGGAGUAUGAUAUCCCACAAAAUUUUUUAUCCCAUAAAGAUAAAACUGGGAGUUUGUGGUGGAGCUUUUCUUCUGGAACAACACUGGCAUUAAGAUUGUGCUCCUUAGAUUGGGAUUGUGGGUAUUGCUUUAGACUCACUGUUAUCAAGCCAGUAUGAUAGUGCCAUACCUGGAAAUUUGAGCAACUGGUUCUAGGUAGGCUCUUUCAGCCAAGCUGCAUUUAUAAGCAACUACGUACAAAAGAUAUAUUAGAAUAACUGUUUGCGGUAUUCUUAAAUAUAGAAACAGGAAGUAUGGGGAGGAUACAUUUAGCUGCCCUUAUCAGAUAAACACACAGCUGAACAGUUCCUUCAUAAUUUUCUUAAAUUUAAGCAACAAAAUAUUUUUGUCUAUUGUUUAGGAUAUUCUUAGCUUGUCUUAUAGUAAAGAUAAUGUUGAUAAUGAUUUUACCUCUACAAUGAUUUAUUCUUACAUUUGUACCGUGCUGCCAAAAUUCCAAACCACUUAUGUUUUUAUUGCUUCUUAAUAAAAUGUCAGAAUUAUAUAUGUAUUUCCCAAAUAAACCUAU
Mirounga angustirostris (Northern elephant seal) is the source of this 3831-nucleotide messenger RNA. RefSeq names its product B and T lymphocyte associated (gene BTLA). Gene Ontology annotation, cellular component: plasma membrane. Gene Ontology annotation, biological process: immune response-regulating cell surface receptor signaling pathway. NCBI's taxonomy places the organism in Eukaryota, Metazoa, Chordata, Mammalia, Carnivora, Phocidae. The coding region runs from base 922 to 1794 and encodes 290 amino acids. Gene Ontology annotation, molecular function: signaling receptor activity. The record is from RefSeq and is a predicted model, not a curated record. The transcript is spliced from 6 exons.